AGACUUGGUAGCCACCGUACAAGCAAUGGAAGAGGUAUCCUUAAAAGAUGAUUGUUCCAGCAAUCCGUGUCGCAAUGGCGCCUCGUGUGUUGAUUUGUACGACGACUACUUUUGCCAGUGUAAUGAGCUUUAUCAGGGUCACGAUUGUGAAGUAGAUGUUGAUGAAUGCUCAUUGUUUGUUAACAAUGGGAUGGGAUGUAAAAAUGGCGGCAAGUGCGUUAACCUUGUCGGCGAUUUUAGGUGUGAUUGCGAUCCUGAAUAUAGUGGAAGAUUCUGUGAAUCGAGUUACAACGAUUGUUUGGACGAUGAGUUUAAAUGUGGUCAUGGUUUGUGCGUGGACGGGCAUCGGGGGCAAGUUGGUACACCCAUGUUUUCGUGCAUAUGCGAGGAUGGGUGGGCAACGUCGAACGAUGACCAAACUUGCAACAACGACGUGAAUGAGUGUCAAGAAAAACCGUGUUCGAAGAAUCCUGAAGUUCAAUGUUUCAACAACCCUGGUUCUUAUACAUGUGGUGGUUGCCCUACAGGGUACAUUGGCAAUGGUUGGGCUUGCAGCGAUAUCGAUGAAUGUUCAUCAAACAACGGUGGUUGCUCACAAGCUCCUCUAGUGGUGUGUAUUAACACGGCAGGUUCAAACACGUGCGGGCCGUGUCCAUCAGGUUACACUGGUGAUGGGAGGGUUUGUGAUGUCAUGAAUGCUUGUGAGGUCAACAAUGGUGGUUGUGAUGUCAUAGCCACAUGUACAGUCAAUCCAGCUGUAGGUAACAUAGUAACAUGCACGUGCCCCGAUGGUUUUCUGGGGAAUGGUGUUGGGGUAGGGGGGUGUGUACAAGGUGAUACAUGCGCAGAUGUUUGUGUUAAUGGCCAAUGUCAGGAAAAUCAGGACAAAGUUGAAUUUUGCGUUUGUAACAUUGGUUGGAGCGGCGUUAAUUGUGAUGUCAAUAUCGAUGAUUGUUUGACCCAGCCAUGCAACGAUGGGGGUACUUGUAUAGAUGGGGUUGGGGAGUAUUAUUGCAAAUGCCCCAAUAAUUAUGGUGGAACUAAUUGUGAGAUCGAUGAAUCAGGUUGCGGGGCUUAUUAUGUUCAAGACUCAGGUUCGUUUAGUUUUCCUGCCGUGAUUGGACAAACUUACCCUUCGAGUUCUAAUUGCGCAUGGGUUGUUCAAGUAGCAGCCGGGAAGGUUAUCGAAGCUACGUUCCCCAUAUUUGAACUUGAACCUCACCCCGACUGUGUUUAUGAUUUUCUACAAAUCCACGAUGGAAGUUCUGCAUCGGCGCAUCAGAUAGGUAAAUACUGCGACACCACAGUACCGGGGGAUCCACUCACUUCAACCCACAACCUUCUCUAUUUCUGGUUUGUUUCAAACGCCCAAAAUAAUUACAAAGGAUUUCAAGUUGUCUGGCAGACUGGGGACCCAGUUUGCGGAGAAUCGAUCACCCACGAAACAUACGGGGAUAUAAAGUCACCCGGUUACCCCGGCAACUACCCCCCUAACAGGGAUUGUUAUUGGACGAUAGAAGUUGCUGCGGGGUUCGUUGUUCAACUUAUGUUUGGAACUCUUGCGUUGGAAACACACGAUAAUUGUACCUUCGAUUUUCUGGAGAUACGGAACGGAUUGUUGGAAACGAAUCUGAUCCUCGCUCGUUAUUGUAGCUCUCUAUCACCACCACCACUACUCUCAACUGCCCCCGGUGUGUGGAUUUAUUUUCACACAGAUCCAUACGUUAGCGACGCAGGUUUCCAUAUCACAUGGUCACAACAACCCGUUGGUAUCUCUGGGUGUGGGGGUUACCAUGAUGAUGAGGAUGGGGUCAUUAUCUCCCCCAACUACCCCAACCUAUACCUAAGAAACCAAGAAUGUUACUACCAGAUCCACAUAGGGGUUGGUGGGAAAAUAUUGUUUAUAAUAACAAACAUGGAUAUUGAGGAUCAUGAAGAAUGCUCGUGGGAUUAUUUGGAGUUACGAGAUGGAUCGGAUGAGAACUCGUUAUUAGUCGGCCGAUUCUGCGGACAAACGACCCCCCCACCCUUUACUUCGACAACUAAUGAUUUAUGGAUGAAAUUUCGUUCGGACGAAGCUCAAGGGGGAAGUGGGUUCCGGGCUACCUACACCGUGGCUUGCGGGGGGAUGUAUACAGCACCAAACGGUCAACUACAAUCACCCUACUACCCCCUAACUUACCCAGCCAACAAAGAUUGUUUUUAUGAAAUCCGUCAAGAACCGGGCAACUUUAUAAUGUUAAUGUUUGAUGAUGUUGAAAUAGAAGAAGAAGCAGAUUGUAAUUAUGAUUAUAUAGAGGUACGCGAUGGUUCAACCACUGACGCUCCAUUAUUAUCGAAGAUAUGCGGAACUACUAUACCUGCUCCUAUAAUGUCAUCACACAACUAUAUGUGGAUUCAUUUUGCCAGUGACGCUCAUACUGGAGGAGGGGGGUUCCAUGCAACAUAUACAACAGAAUAUACAGGUUGUGGCGGACUUUACACCACCCCCUCAGGUUCCAUCCAAAGUCCUGACCACCCAACCCCUUACCCCCAUGGUGCGAACUGUAGCUACUAUAUAUCCGUACACCCAACAUUAUUGGUCAAUCUUCGUUUCUUAUCGUUUGCUUUGGAACAACCCAACGAUGAUGGUGUUUGUGGGGAUUUUGUCGAAGUUUUCGAUGAUCAAGUUUCACUUGGAAGGUACUGCGGGACAACUUCCCCCCCAGACAUUUUAUCAACAAGUUACAAAGUGACCAUCUUCUUCAGCGCCGGUCAAACUAUAAACAACGACGGAUUUGCAGCGGCUUAUUCAACUGUUAACGCUACUACAGCGUGUGGUGGGCUUGUAACAGCCAACCAAGGUUAUAUAACGUCGCCCAACUAUCCGUCGAACUACGACGAUAUGCGAGAUUGUGUUUGGGUUGUAACAGUUCAAACAUCUCUGCAAAUACGAGUAAACUUCAGUGACUUUAGUUUGGAAUCUCCCAACUCUGAGGGUGUUUGUGAUGCCGAUUACUUGGAAAUCAGGAAUGGUGGAUAUGAUGACUCAGCAUUAAUCGGCACUUAUUGCGGCACGAGUAUUUCAUCAUAUUUCGUAACCCAUGGCAACCAAAUGUUUGUUAAAUUUUCAACAAACCAAAAAAAUAACUUCCGAAUGGUGGAUAUGAUGACUCAGCAUUAA
Molecule: messenger RNA, 3163 nt
Organism: Ciona intestinalis (vase tunicate)
Lineage: Eukaryota; Metazoa; Chordata; Ascidiacea; Phlebobranchia; Cionidae
Source: RefSeq, a predicted model, not a curated record